This is a messenger RNA of Grammomys surdaster, 600 nucleotides long. It is a transcript of the gene Mal, whose product is annotated as mal, T cell differentiation protein. The record is from RefSeq and is a predicted model, not a curated record. Gene Ontology annotation, molecular function: structural constituent of myelin sheath. Lineage: Eukaryota; Metazoa; Chordata; Mammalia; Rodentia; Muridae. Gene Ontology annotation, biological process: myelination. The coding region runs from base 1 to 462 and encodes 153 amino acids. The transcript is spliced from 4 exons. Gene Ontology annotation, cellular component: membrane.
AUGGCCCCAGCAGCGGCUUCGGGUGGCAGUACCCUGCCCAGUGGUUUCUCGGUCUUCGUCACCUUCCCUGACUUGCUCUUCGUCUUAGAGUUCAUCUUUGGAGGCCUGGUGUGGAUCCUGAUCGCCUCCUCCCUGGUGCCCUUGCCCCUGAUCCAGGGCUGGGUGAUGUUCGUGUCGGUGUUCUGCUUUGUGGCCACCACUUCCCUGAUGGUCAUGUACAUCAUUGGUACUCAUGGCGGGGAGGCUUCCUGGAUCACACUGGAUGCAGCCUACCACUGUGUGGCUGCCCUGUUUUACCUCAGUGCCUCAGUUCUGGAAGCCCUGGCCACCAUCACAAUGUUCGAUGGCUUUACCUACAAGCAUUACCAUGAGAACAUCUCCGCAGUGGUGUUUGCCUAUGUGGCUACUCUGCUCUACGUGGUGCACGCUGUGUUUUCCUUAAUCAGAUGGAAGUCUUCAUAGGACAGUGGACCGGGGACUGAAACCCAGAUGCAAUUAACUGGUCAGCCCAUCUUCCCCAUUAACUUCUUAGAACACAGCCUGGCUGGUGGAGAAAAGAAAACAAGCCAAAACCAAACCAAAACAAACACAAAAACAAAA